This is a messenger RNA of Sardina pilchardus (European sardine), 1299 nucleotides long. RefSeq names its product high affinity immunoglobulin epsilon receptor subunit alpha-like. The record is from RefSeq and is a predicted model, not a curated record. Gene Ontology annotation, cellular component: plasma membrane. Gene Ontology annotation, biological process: cell surface receptor signaling pathway. NCBI's taxonomy places the organism in Eukaryota, Metazoa, Chordata, Actinopteri, Clupeiformes, Clupeidae. The transcript has 9 exons. Gene Ontology annotation, molecular function: transmembrane signaling receptor activity. Bases 1 to 1299 code for a protein of 432 amino acids.
AUGCCUGUGAAGGACGAAGGAAACUUGGAGGAAGAGAAUCAGAAAAAAGUGAUUCUGUUCAUAUUACAAUUUCCCCAGGUUAGGAAGGCCCAUGCAGUUCUGAGUUCCGUCUCACAUAUCUGGCUGACUGAAGGAGACUCAGUGACGCUGACUUGUGAUAUCAGAGGCUCUACUGAGGGCUGGAGAUUCCACUGGUACAAGACUGCCCCCUACAGGCCUGGGUUCCCUCAAGUGGUUCAUGAGAGCAGUGGAUAUUAUAUAGAGCCUGUAGAUGGAGGAGGUGGGGACUCCUCUUACACUCUCAGCCCUGCUGGUCUUAGACACACAGGGGUUUACGUUUGCAGAGCAGAGAGGGGAGAGCCAGCCUAUCACACAGAGUUCAGCAAUGCUUGGCCUGUCUUGGUCAGAGGUGUGUCUCCUCCUGCAUCUGUGAUCAUCCACUCCAACUGGUCCCAGAUCUUCACAUCUGAGCCUCUCUCCCUGAGCUGUGGGGUUCAGGGCAUCUCCACUGGAUGGAGACUGAGGUGGUUCACAGACAGCGGAGAGAAAUCAAAGUGUUCCACUGACUGGAGAUCAGAAACAGGAUCCAGCUGCAGCAUCAGUUCAGCAUCUUCAUCAGACAGUGGAGUAUACUGGUGUCAGUCUGAGUCUGGAGAGCAGAGUCAUCUUGUCAACAUCACUGUGUACCAUGGAGAUGUGAUCCUGAAGAGUCCAGCCCAUCCUGUGACUGAGGGAGAUCCCCUGACUCUGCGCUGUAGAUAUCGCUACCAGCCAUCAAACAUCAGCGCUGACUUCUAUAAAGAUGGGACACUCCUGCAGACCUCCACCACAGGAGAGAUGACCAUCCCUGCAGUCUCAAAGUCACAUGGAGGCCUCUAUAAGUGCAGCAACCCAGAGAGAGGAGAGUCACCAAAGAGCUGGAUCACAGUCAGAGCCCCAUAUGCUGUAUCAUCUCUGCUGGUAACUGUGGAUAAAAUCGUUAGACUGGUGAUCAUCUUUGUCAUUACCAUCAUCAUCAUGAUGCUGCUUCUGCUGUAUUGCUUCCGAAAACAAAGAGCAGCUAAGGACACACAAACAGCACAACCUGGUACUGAUCAUGAGAGUCCCAAUGAAGAAUCAAGCCAGGACCAGCCUGCUGGAAGUGAUGGGGCCCAGUCAGAGUAUGUGCCACUGCAAAGAGGUAUCACUGAUGUCUAUGACACCAUAAAAGGAGAAUACACACCCCUGCAACAAGGUAAUGGAGAAGAAUAUGAUGACGUGGCCUCUUUAAAUCUUGGAACAGAAGAACAAGUGGAUUAG